UGUUUAUCCAGUUAUUGUAACACUUCAAGUGUUAGUGGACUCUUCCAGUAAUUGAUUCAAUUUUAAUUUCAAUCAAAAUGUUGUUUAACAUUUUUUUUAUCUUUGGCAUGGUGGUUGCUGCUCAUGCCAGUAUUGAGGGGAAUAAGCCUAUUCUUCCACUUGAAGGUGAUCUUGUAUCACUGAUCACUAGAAAAGGUGAAAUAUGCGUGAGGGAAUCAGGUGUCAGUCCAGCAAUUAUGCACAAUCUGUUACCAUGGAGGGUAGAAGAAAGUGAAAUUAAUGGAAAAUUCUUACUGUGCCUCGCUAAAGAAAUGGAAUUCCACGACAAAGAUGGCAAACUUAAAGUAGAGAAGUUCAUUGACCUCUUCUACCAGUCCCUUAAGUCGCAAGAUGUGGAUUCAUACAAAAAAUUGUUGGAACGCUGCAACGAAUUAACUGGCAAAAAUGCCUAUUACACUGUAUACAAAAUAGCAAACUGCUUCCACACAAAUUCCCCAGUGAAAAUGGCGCUCCACGUACUUGUAUACUAAAAUAAACUACACACCAUUUUGCAACAUUUUCUACACAGUUUUUUAUAAACGACUUUAUGUAUUCUUUAAAUAAAAUACUG
Messenger RNA from Papilio xuthus (Asian swallowtail), 610 nucleotides. RefSeq lists its product as uncharacterized. The transcript is spliced from 2 exons. Gene Ontology annotation, molecular function: odorant binding. The coding region runs from base 78 to 530 and encodes 150 amino acids. The record is from RefSeq and is a predicted model, not a curated record. Lineage: Eukaryota; Metazoa; Arthropoda; Insecta; Lepidoptera; Papilionidae.